AUGGCGUGGGAUCAUCUGGACAUCGACAAGCCGCAUCUGGCGUACAUGAUUAUCGGCGGCUUCACCGGCCUGUUCAUGCUGUGCUCCCUGUUCGUUAAGGAGAAGCUCUACAUCGGUGAAGCUACCGUCGCAACCCUGUGCGGUAUUAUCUUCGGCCCCCAUGCCGCGAACCUAUUCAAUCCCCAUGAAUGGGGAAAUGUCGACAAAAUUACACUCGAGUGCUCGCGCAUUGUACUGGUCGUGCAAUGUUUUGCCGUCGGCGUCGAGUUGCCCAAGGCUUACAUGGAGCGACACUGGAAGUCUGUCGCGUUGUUGCUAAUCCCAGUCAUGACCUGGGGCUGGCUGAUUACCAGUCUGUUUAUUUGGUGGAUGGUGCCUCCGCUCAACUGGCUGGAGAGUCUGGUGUGUGCUGCAUGCGUCACGGCCACGGAUCCUGUCUUGGCGUCGUCCGUCGUCGGUAAGGGAAAAUUCUCCAAGCGUGUUCCCAAGCAUUUGCGAGAUCUCUUAUCUGCCGAGUCGGGUUGCAACGAUGGCAUGGCCUUCCCAUUCAUCUACCUUUCUUUCUAUAUUCUCCACUACCGACCUAAUGCCGGAGAGGUGACGAUGAAUUGGUUUUGCAUCACCAUCUUAUACGAGUGCGUUUUCGGCGCGAUUUUCGGCUUCACCAUUGGCUACCUGGCCCGACAUGCCAUCAAGCUCGCUGAACGCAGGGGGCUGAUCGAUCGUGAGAGUUUCCUGGUGUUCUACUUCGUGUUGGCUGUUUUCUGUGCCGGGUCGGGCAGUCUGCUGGGCAUGGACGAUCUGCUGAUUGGAUUCUCGUGCGGUGUCGGCUUCAGUAACGACGGCUGGUUCACGGAAAAGACGGAGGAAUCACAUGUUUCCAACGUCAUAGAUCUGCUGCUUAACUUGGCAUACUUCGUUUACUUUGGAUCGAUCAUCCCUUGGGAGGAUUUCAACGCUCCGGAUCUGGGCUUGACGCCGUGGCGACUGGUAGUGAUUGCGCUUUUGGUCAUUUUUUUCCGUCGCAUUCCGAUCAUGCUUAUGCUGAAACCGUUUAUACCAGACGUCAAAACAUGGCGUGAGGCUCUUUUCGCCGGCCACUUCGGUCCCAUCGGUGUCGGCGCCAUUUUCGCUGCAAUUCUUGCGCGAGCUGAAUUGGAAAAUGACAACACACAGCCUUCACCGGAAGGUAGUCUACCAAAGCCUGGUCAAGACAACUACUACGUUGUCAUGCUUAUCUGGCCCAUUACAACCUUCAUGGUCAUCUCGUCCAUCUUGGUACACGGCUCCUCUAUCGCCGUCUUCACUCUCGGCAAGCGUAUCAACACCUUGACCGUCACCCUGUCCUACACUCAAGCCAACGAGGAAGGUCCUUCUUGGAUGAACCGCCUGCCCCGUGUUCAGUCAAUUGCCAAGGGUUCUAUGUCAUUCCGAAAGACUGACGAACUGGAGGGCUCUUCCGAGGAGAAGCUCCCCGAAUAUCCUCCGGGUACCCUGCCGCCUAUUGGUAUGCCCGGUAACUUCCUUCGCCGCGUGCGCGACGAAGACAGUGAAUCCCAGAGUAUCCCAUCCGAACCUCGAAAGCCUGCGCACCGAAGGAGGCGCCGCAAGCAUGACGAUGCAGGUGGCCCAAUCAGCCAGUCUGCUAUCAUGCCUGCAAAACGUACGAAAAGUGAGGCCGAGGGCGAAGAUAAACAGGAAUUGGAGGAACGCGAUGCAGUCGAGCGUGGAGCUUCGCCACCUAAUGCUGAGCGCGACCGCUUCGGCCGUGAGCCCGAAUUGGAGGUGUUCCAAGAGGGCCACCAUAUGAUCAUCGAGGACGAAGAGGGCAAUGUUCUCAAGACCGAGGACACAACCCACCUGACUCCAGAACAACAGGCGCAGCACAUCGAGGACCAACGCAGGCGUCUCGAGCAUGACAAGAGUGGUGAGCUGGCACCUUCUCAAAGCCAGCCCCACAAGAAGACCGAGGGCGAGGAGAUUGAGAAGGCUAUAGGCGAGAAGACUGGCCACCCCUUCGAAAAGGCCUCUCGCUCAACGUGGGCAAACUGGGUGGGUCUUGGUGGAAGAGACCAAGGCAAAGAAAAGCCCGCGGAGAAGCCAAAGCAGGAGAAACCUAAGGCCGAAUCCGCCAAGCCCAAGCACCGUUCUGCCCAUGCCUACCAGUUUGGUAACACUAUCAUCGUGGAGGACGAGGAUGGUGAGGUACUGAAGAAGUAUACCAUCCCUGGUGACAAACCAUCCAAGCACAAGCCCGCCAAACCCGACGAGGCGGAAGCUGGACCAUCCCGACCAUCCCGACCUCCACUCAAGCGCGGUAUCUCUCGCAUGGGUACUUGGUUCGGCAAAGAAGAAGAGGGCAAGACCUCCCAGGCCGAACAAAAGAAGCCCGUGCCGAGAACCGAGACAGAGGACUGGGCUACUGAUGACGGCUUGCGUUUCACUCUGGCUCAGAACCAGGAGGUUGAUUCCCAGGGCAUCGGCCACAAGGGUCGUCGUAUGAACAAGCAGGAGUUCUUCCAGCAGCUCAAGGGCCUGGACUCCAAAGCUCGCCGCGACAUGGUGCAGCAGACUGAUGCCCCCGCCGUUGUGAAGGAGGCUGCUAUCGACGACGCCAAGCAGGAGGAGAAACACGAGCGUCGUCUUUCUGCAGCCGCCGCUGGAGCCGCUACCGGUAUCAUCCCGGAGGAGGUAGCCGAAGACCUCGAGUCCGAAUCAGUCACCGAAACCGAAGGCAGCGAAGAAGAAACCAGUGACGGACCUGUGUCUAGUCCCAACGUGGCCGCCUCACUCGCCAAGUUCACCCGCGGCAGCUCUGCCCAGGAACGCCGCAGCAACCUCGACCCUGGCCCUCGCACCCGCGACCGUGUCCGUCGUGACUCUGACGACGACGGCACUGAGCGUAUUCCUCCCUCACGUCUUCGCCAAGCUGCCGGCCUCGCUGCUCCCCCGCGCCAGACAGACGAUGACACGGGCGAAACACCCGCUGAACGUCGUCGACGUCUCGCUGCUCUGGGCCAGAUCCACAAUGAUGACUCCGCUUCUGAGAGUGACGACGCAGUCGCCUCUGACAGCGAAGAUGAUGGCGAACCUCGUCAACCCCCCGGCAAGAUAUCAUUUGCCGAGAAUCUGAAGCCUGAACAGUCCAACCCCGGUGACCAGUCAUCUCCAUCUGGGUCCGGUUCAGGCUCGGGCUCGGGCUCGGGCUCGGGCACUGGAUACACCCGCGGCCACCGACCUCGCGUUUCAUGGGGUGGAGAAAAGGGCCGUGGCUCCUAG
This is a messenger RNA of Penicillium cinerascens, 3279 nucleotides long. Its product is annotated as Na+/H+ antiporter Nha1. The record is from RefSeq and is a predicted model, not a curated record. Gene Ontology annotation, cellular component: plasma membrane. The coding region runs from base 1 to 3279 and encodes 1092 amino acids. Gene Ontology annotation, molecular function: sodium:proton antiporter activity. NCBI's taxonomy places the organism in Eukaryota, Fungi, Ascomycota, Eurotiomycetes, Eurotiales, Aspergillaceae. The transcript has a single exon. Gene Ontology annotation, biological process: sodium ion export across plasma membrane; proton export across plasma membrane; intracellular potassium ion homeostasis.